AUGUACUCGGCUGCUGCCGCCGCCGCCUCGCCGCCGCGACGGGACUUCAUCUCCGUCACCCUCAGCCCGGAGGAGGCGGUGGGGGCCGGCGGCUACAAUAACAGCAAGGCCUGGAGGCGGCGCUCCUGCUGGAGGAAAUGGAAGCAGCUGUCUCGACUACAGCGGAGUAUAAUUCUCUUCCUGUUUGCCUUCUUGGCAGUCUGUGGAGUCAUUUCAUACACAAGCAUGGGGGAACCGUGGAAAAGUCUAACAAACAAAUCGUUGGAUGAUCAGAGAACAGAACCAGAAAUUCCUGGAUUAAAGCUGGCAAAUCCGGCCGUUCUGCCAGCACCCCAGAAAGCAGAUGCCAACCUUGGAGACUACCCAGAGCUUUCACCGCAGAAGCCGCCAAAACCGCCUCAUGUUCGGCGUGGUCCUUCCAAUCUUCAGAUCAAGCCACCACGGAGGGAUGUGAGGCUGAAGAACCGACAUGAUACCAGCAGGGUUGUAGAAGAGCCGGUCCAGGCUGAUAAAGAAGAGAAAACGGAGAAAUCAGUUAUCAGCUGGAGAGGAGCAGUGAUAGAACCUGACCAAAGCACUGAACCUCCGUCUAGUAAAAUAAAGGAACCAGAAAAACCUUCAUCUGUGGAAGCUGAAGACCAGAAAGAACCAGUGCCCAUAAACGAACGUCAGAUAGCUGUGAUAGAAGCAUUCCGCCAUGCAUGGAAAGGAUACAAGGAUUUUGCCUGGGGCCAUGAUGAGCUGAAGCCUUUGUCCAAGUCCUACAGCGAGUGGUUUGGACUUGGGCUUACCUUAAUUGACGCCUUGGAUACCAUGUGGAUUUUAGGCUUAAAAGAAGAGUUUGAAGAAGCAAGAAAAUGGGUAGCAAAUGAUUUAGUAUUUGAUAAAAAUGUGGAUGUGAACCUCUUUGAGAGCACUAUCCGUAUCCUGGGGGGCUUGCUGAGCACCUACCAUCUCUCUGGAGAUAGCCUCUUCCUGGAAAAAGCUAAAGACAUUGGGAACAGGCUUAUGCCAGCAUUCAAGACCCCCUCCAAGAUACCAUAUUCUGAUGUCAACAUUGGCCGGGGCACUGCACAUCCACCUCGUUGGACAUCCGACAGCACUGUGGCAGAGGUGACCAGUAUUCAGCUGGAGUUUAGGGAGCUCUCUCGUCUCACUGGAGAUGAGAAAUUCCAGAAAGCUGUAGAUGAGGUGAUGAAGCAUGUUCACACCCUCUCAGGGAAAAAUGAUGGACUAGUGCCUAUGUUCAUAAACACCAAUAGCGGGCAGUUCACUCACUUGGGUGUUUAUACUCUGGGAGCCAGAGCUGACAGCUACUAUGAGUAUUUGCUCAAACAAUGGAUUCAGGGUGGGAAAAAAGAAAACGAACUGUUGGAAGACUACAUGAGAGCCAUAGAAGGAGUGAAAAAGCAUCUUCUUCAGAGAUCACAACCCAAGAAGCUUACUUUUGUAGGAGAGCUUGCUCAUGGCCAUUUCAGUGCCAAGAUGGAUCACUUGGUUUGCUUUUUGCCUGGUACUUUGGCACUGGGAGCUCACAAUGGAUUGACUGCUGAUCAUAUGAAAUUGGCUGAAGCCCUUAUAGAAACCUGUUAUCAGAUGUACGCUCAAGUAGAGACAGGGCUGAGUCCGGAGAUCGUACACUUCAACCUUCAUGCACAAAAGGGCCACAAAGAUGUGGAAAUCAAGCCUGCAGACAGGCACAACUUACUGCGACCAGAAACUGUGGAAAGCCUUUUUUAUAUGUACAGAUUCACCGGUGAUAAGAAAUACCAAGACUGGGGCUGGGAAAUCUUGCAGAACUUCAAUAAAUACACACGGGUUCCUACAGGUGGUUAUACUUCCAUUAACAACGUCCAGAAUCCCAGUAAUCCAGAGCCACGAGAUAAGAUGGAGAGCUUCUUCCUUGGGGAAACACUCAAAUACAUGUUUCUGCUGUUCUCAGACGACAUAGACUUAAUCAACCUUGACAAAUAUGUAUUUAACACAGAAGCUCAUCCACUCCCUAUCUGGGUGCCAGCAUAGACUGGGUGUCAGUAGACCUUCCGAUGGUGGCAUUUUUAUCUUCAAGUCACUUUACUUUUCAGGGUUUGAGGAGAGAUGCUAUAUUGCACCUUUUUUGGCUUAAAACAAACAAACAAAACCUUUGGGAAAGCAUCUCUGGUUUGGAGAAGUCAUGUCAGUCUUAAGUCUAAUCCCUCGUUCUGGGAUGGACAAGCUGUGCCAUAGUAAGCUGGUUUUCCUGGUAUUGAUGAUGAGGUUCAGAGAAUAAUUGUAGUGUGGACCAUGACAUUCAUGGGGCUCUGGUGAACCAGAACUCACUUAUGUCAGUCUUAACUAAACGCUCAUUAAAUACCGGGAAUGCAGCAAGUUGUCUUACAGCACAGGAUUGUCCCUGGAGAGAAGGAAUAAGCCUACAGGUUUCUGGUUUAUUCUGGAUUCACUGAAACACUCAGUUACAGCGCCAUUCCUUCAUAAGAACAUACAGUGUUUCAGGUGGUAAGUGGAAUAAACAAAGAACUGUAACGUUGUCCCAUGUAGAACCAAUGCUGUCAGUAUUGCUGCUGAUACUCUGAUCUCAUUCCAAACUACCGAGCUAUGCUGCAUCACGUUAGAAGAAGGAAGUGGCAGCAAAGCAUCUGUUGUACAGUGUCUUCGUUUUAUAGAGCACUUUGAACAAUCUGUUCAAGCUGUGGCUGAAAUGAACGAUGGAAGAGAAUUUGCUGCUGGUUUGGCUCAAAGUGGUAUAUAAUUUUGUAGAGGUAUUGCAGUUUUUUAACUUAUCUGCAGGAAUGCAGGAGAUAAUGUGAAACGCAAGUGAAACUACACGUGCAUUUUAUAUAUUAUUUGCAUCAGUUAGACUCAGGUAUUCUGACUGAAAGCUGCUUUCUGAGGUUGGGCACUGGGAAAGCUUGUGAGCACAUUAGGUAUAAUUCUAAGUCAGCCUCCUUCCGUCCCUUCCUGUCCAGAUAUCGCAUUGUAAGGUGUUUGUUGACUCAGAACAAGCUUACAACUGUACAGCAAAGUUCAUGUUAUUCAUCUUUUUUUGGACUGUGGAGAAAUUUUCAAUUUUUUUUUUUCCUUUGGACUACUUUGGGUAGAAGUAUUUUCAUUAGCAGUAUUAAAAGCAGACAGUCUAAAUGUAUUACAAUUCCUGGUCCCAAUAGAAUUAGUGAAAUCUGUUCAGUUGCUUGAAGGCAAAGCAGACACAGGUGUUUUUUUAAGAAUCUUACGGGAGCCCUGAGAUCUUUCAUUUUUAUAUGUGCAAAUAGAUUUUAAACCAUGAAUUUGGAAAUCAGCUUCCUAUAGUGCUUUUCCUUUUGGUUUUGUAGCUGCUUGGACAGUCCUGUAUUCACAGAUAGGUUCUCAGAAAUGUGCUUGUUCAUAUUUCUUAAAGAGGUUGUUCUCACCAAAAUGUCCUUUCCCCUCACAUUAACGGGAGCGGUGGGAAGUACGCAGGUGCGUGGUAGCGACAGUGAGGUACAGUCCCCUCUAAAUCUAGGGCUGUUAAGCAGAACUAAUUAAAUCUGACUGUAAUGGUUAAUUUUCCAGGGGCUGAGGGGAGUAUGUGUAUUUUAUAGUAUUUGUAACCUUUGAUUUGUAAAGAAAGAUGCAUCUUUAUUUGUUUUAUGCUGAUCAAUUCUGUUUGCUGGAGUCAGAAGUUACCCUUGGGACCACUACUUAAGUCUUAAAGAAUAUUUAUCAUUCCAUGUACUAAUGAUGGCUUAUGGAAAUGGAAAAUUUUUUACAAAUUAUUUAAAUGCACCUUCUUCUGUCAGCAAAGGGACCCUGGGAUUUGCAAGACAUGACAAGUUUGUGCAGAAUGUUAAUGUUCCUCCAGUUCACAUGCCACCAGUAACCCUGGAAAUUAGUUUCUCGCUUAUGUGUGCAGUGGAAUCCAGUAGCUGUAGCCUUUGUCUGCACACCUGAUUUGCUCCUAAGACUUUUCUUUUCUUUGACAUAACAGCGAAGAAGGAAAAUGCUGUUGAAAUGUGGGAGGAAACACCAUCAGUGUUUUUGUUUGUGGAGCACGUUCGUGUUUCCGAGGAGCUGAGCUUUGGCUAAAAGCUGAAGGCUUAAAA
Molecule: messenger RNA, 4079 nt
Organism: Gymnogyps californianus (California condor)
Lineage: Eukaryota; Metazoa; Chordata; Aves; Accipitriformes; Cathartidae
Gene: MAN1B1
Product: mannosidase alpha class 1B member 1
Exons: 13
Coding region: 1-2022 (673 amino acids)
Biological process (GO): carbohydrate metabolic process; N-glycan processing
Cellular component (GO): membrane; endoplasmic reticulum
Molecular function (GO): mannosyl-oligosaccharide 1,2-alpha-mannosidase activity; calcium ion binding
Source: RefSeq, a predicted model, not a curated record